Phyllostomus discolor (pale spear-nosed bat) is the source of this 2819-nucleotide messenger RNA. RefSeq names its product histone-lysine N-methyltransferase SETMAR-like. The transcript is spliced from 2 exons. NCBI's taxonomy places the organism in Eukaryota, Metazoa, Chordata, Mammalia, Chiroptera, Phyllostomidae. The record is from RefSeq and is a predicted model, not a curated record. Gene Ontology annotation, molecular function: nucleic acid binding. Bases 414 to 1439 code for a protein of 341 amino acids.
CGGCCAGGACUUGCACGGGGGCGGGACAGAGUCUUUCCAAGGCGCAUGCGCUAAGCCUGUUUCUCGGCGCCAUUUUGUCUGGGCUGCGGUGGCCGCAGAUCUAUCGCGUUUCAUGUUUGUGGUGAGACGAUAGGGAAGUCCUUCUCCCGUAGAUUCUAUUUAGUGCGGCACCCGUCAGCGGUUCCCUCCAGAACAAGACCUAAUGAAGAUCGGAGGAAUAGCGGGUCUGUUUGAAAGGUCGCUUUAUGAAUGAUAGAAAUAAAAGCAAAUAAGAUGGCUCUAGUAGUGCUUAGUUGUCUUGAACUUCAUUUGAAACAAUUUUGUUAGAUUGUAUUGUGACAGCUGAUACAUCAGCAUGCAUUUAAAAAAACAUCUAAAUUGGUGAAUUUUGUAUAGCCAUUUUAAUACUGAAGAUGAAAGAAAAUAAGCACCAUUUUCGGCAUAUUAUGCUUUUUUAUUUCAAGAAAGGUAAAAAAGCAACUGAAACACAAAAAAAGAUUUGUGCAGUGUAUGGAGAAGGUGCUGUGACUGACCGAACAUGUCAAAAGUGGUUUGCAAAGUUUCGUGCCGGAGAUUUCUCUGUGGAUGAUGCGCCACGGUCGGGUAGACCAGUUGAAGUUGAUAGCAAUCAAAUCAAGACAUUAAUUGAGAAUAAUCAACAUUAUACCACACGGGAGAUAGCCGACAUACUUAAGAUAUCCAAAUCAAGCGUGGAAAAUCAUUUGCACCAGCUUGGUUAUGUUAAUCGCUUUGAUGUUUGGGUUCCGCGUAAGUUCAGCGAAAAAAACCUUCUUGACCGUAUUUCUGCAUGUGAUUCUCUACUUAAACGUAAUGAAGAUGUUCCAUUUUUAAAACAAAUUGUGAUGGGUGAUGAAAAGUGGAUACUCUACAAUAAUGUGGAACCAAAGAGAUCACGGGGCAAGCGAAAAGAACCACUACCAACCACACCAAAGGCUAGUCUUCAUCCAAAUAAGGUAAUGUUGUAUAUUUGGUGGGAUUGGGAGGGAGUCCUCUAUUAUGAGCUUCUUCCAGAAAACCAAACAGUUAAUUCCAAUAAGUAUUGCUCCCAAUUAGACCAACUGAAAGCAGCACUUGAUGAAAAGCGUCCAGAGUUAGUCAACACAAAACGCAUAAUCUUCCAUCAGGAUAACGCAAGACCACACGUUUCUUUGAUGACCAGGCAAAAACUGUUACAGCUUGGCUGGGAAGUUCUGAUUCAUCCACCGUAUUCAUCAGACAUUGCACCUUCAGGUUUCCAUUUGUUUCGGUCUUUACAAAAUUCUCUUAAUGGAAAAAAUUUCAAUUCCUUGGAAGACUGCAAGUGUCACCUGGAAAAGUUCUUUGCCCAGAGAGAUAAAAAGUUUUGGGAAGAUGGAAUUAUGAAGUUGCCUGAAAGAUGGCAGAAGGUGGUGGAACGAAAGGGUGAAUACGUUAUUUAAAAACCGAGCGAACGUUUUGGCCAGCCCAUUCUUUAAACCACUUUUCUUUUGUAGAUACCAAGGUUAUUAUCAAGGUAUCACUGUUUUUAUAAAAAUAAAUUUGUAGCCUUGUCCAAAGUAAAAUGUCCCAGCUUUUUUUUUCCUCAGAGGCUAAUCUGUCUCAGUAGUGUAGUUGCAUAGUGCACUACAAAUUAAUCUAGAUUAUUAAAUCUGUAUGUAAGAAAAUGCUGGGUUUAUCAGCUUUUAGGUUUAUCUGAUGUUAUGGCAUAUAGACUAGUUUUCAGGUGCCUUAGGUUCUCAAAUUCAAGUUUCUUUAUAACCACUCUUUUAAAACGGGUUAUUAGUUACAGUGAUAUGAAUAAGAAUUCAUGUCCUCACAGCAUAAUAAAAGAUCCAUAUAGUAAUCUUACUUUGGAAGUUUGCAAAAGUAGAACAGUGGGCCAUAGGUUGGCUUUGGGAUAGUCAGCUUAGUAAUUAUCUCUCUGUAGAUAGAUCCAGUUUAAAAUUGUGUAGGUGUUUGGCCAAGGCCAGCACUGGUGUCAUUCUGAGUUAAAUGCAUGAGUUGUAAAAUGUAAUAGGCAAUUUUAUAUAAAAUAAACCAUGGCAAUGAGAUUUUUGGGGGCUUAUUUGUAUAGUAGCUAUUGAAGCACAAUGAUUGGCUUUUUGAACUACUCAAACCAGGAAGUACCCUGCUGCUAGACUCAGUAACUAGAUUACCUUCCUAGGAAAGCAUGACAGUUGAAUGGAGUAAUACUGGCAUGAGCCCAAUGAAGGGUGUUUACUUAGUAUAUAGGCCUGAAUUCAAAUAGUUUCUUCCUGAUAUAGAGGAUACUAUUCGGGUUAUGACAAUUGUUCUCGCAGGCUUUGAUUCUGAAUAUUCCCUAGUAGCAAUUCUUUUUAAAGAGCACUUACACAUAGAUUCUCAUUUAUUUUUUUAGCAUAAAAUACGGGCAUUUUUAUUUUACAGAUUGAGAAAUUUAAGUGACAGAAUAGCAAUUUUGUGGAUAUUUAAUCUACAGUAAAAUGGAGGAAAAACAUGUUCUUGUGUGUCCCUGUGAUUUAACAGUGGCUGAUGACCAACAAUCAUUUUACUCAGUACAAAACUGGACAAUGGCAUCAAUUAAUUGCCUAUUUACUACAUUGGUAGGUUUCUUUUUACACAACAUCCCAGCAGGAUAUGAUCUUUAAGUCCUAGCUGAGUGAACGAAUGGAGCUUUAAAUUUAAUCUGAUUCCAAAGCCUCUGCUUGCAGUAUUUUAACUAAGGAAUUUUUAAAUAGGCAUAAGUCUACAUUUCAAUGCUAAGUAAAUACGUGUUCAAUUACCCCCACCAAUUUUGUCAAGCAUAUAUUAAUCAAACUUCAGUGAUUACAAGACAAAAA